This is a messenger RNA of Alligator mississippiensis (American alligator), 3729 nucleotides long. Its product is annotated as ras-related protein Rab-10. The coding region runs from base 47 to 580 and encodes 177 amino acids. Gene Ontology annotation, molecular function: GTP binding; GTPase activity. The record is from RefSeq and is a predicted model, not a curated record. Gene Ontology annotation, cellular component: insulin-responsive compartment; recycling endosome; Golgi apparatus. The transcript is spliced from 6 exons. NCBI's taxonomy places the organism in Eukaryota, Metazoa, Chordata, Crocodylia, Alligatoridae. Gene Ontology annotation, biological process: cellular response to insulin stimulus.
GGAGGCCGGGGAGGGGCGCGGCCGGUUUCGGUUUCUGGCGGCGGGGAUGGCGGCGCCGCCGCUGCUGGUGAAGCUGGUGUUGGCCGGGGAGUCGUGCGUGGGGAAGACCUCGGUGCUGCGCGCGUAUGCCGAGCCCGGCCCGCGCCCCGCCGCCUCCUACCUGCCCACCGUGGGCAUUGAUUUUAAAGUGAAAACAAUAACAUUCAAUGAUACAACAGUGAAACUUCAAAUAUGGGAUACUGCUGGUCAAGAACGAUUCCACACGCUUAGUACUAGUUAUUUCCGUGGGGCACAAGGGUUUGUUCUUGUCUAUGACAUCACAAAUUCAGACAGCUUUCAAAGUAUUACAAACUGGAUGAAUGAAAUACAUGAGAAAGCAGAUGACGAGGUGGAAAUAAUAUUGUUGGGUAAUAAGUGUGAUAAGAAGACAGAACGUGUAAUCCCAAAACAAAAAGGGGAAAAGCUUGCUUGGGAACAUGGAAUACCGUUUUUUGAGACCAGUGCUAAAGACAACAUAAACAUUGAGGAUGCAUUUUCAUUGUUGGCUACAGAGAUACUGAACAAGAUGGUCGCGGUGUAGGCUGGAAAGAUUUCCAGGAAAAGCUUCGCUUAAGUCCCAGUUUCAAAGGACUCAGACCCGGGUAGAGCUCUGGAUUCACUCACAUGAAGUUUGCUAGGCUCCGUGGAACUUGCACGCAGGGAAAAGGGGUUCGUCGAAGGAUUGCGCUCGGUGACGAGGAGAGGCUAGAGGCUGAUCAGACCCCUAUAGCCUUCUUAAGGUACAUGCACUGGGUCCGAUAGGCUCCGCAGCGCUUAAAGAUCUUCACGAGACGUGAAGUUCUCCUCCUCCUGAUAGUCGUGGAGUCCUCCAACUUGGGCAGAAACCACUCAAGCCUCUUAUACGGCUAGCAAGCCAAUCACUAGCCGCCACGUGGGAAUAAUUUAGAACUGGCCAAUAGUGGGACACAAAUUUGAAUAUGAAUGGCGGGAACUCCUUGCAACGUGCAUCUCCUUUCUACAGCUCAGAAAUGCACCCUGCAAAGAAAGCUACGAGUGGCGGGAAAUAAUUCAGCAGUGCCGAAGCACACACAAACAAAAAUCACAUCCUCGGGUUGUGACAAAGAUAACUAUUCCUUCCCAGACAGCUUUUUCAAGAAUAUUAUGAGUCUCUAUUUCAGCAUAGUCUCUGUUGGAUUUUGGUAUCUUUAUUUUUUCCAAGUGACAGAAAGAGAGAAACUGUGCCCAACAAAAUAAUACCAGGAGCAGCUGCCAUUUUUGGAAGCAUAGUAGUAACUACUCUGUUCUGUAUUCCCCAGAAAAGUGGUUAAUCAUCAAAACAACUUCAUAUGAUACUAAGGGGAUGGGAUCUGUUUAACUGAACAAAGAACAUAGAAAAUCCAACUUGAUGUUUCCACCCAAAAGUUUUUCUUUACUGAUGGUGGGAAUAAUGUGUCAAACCUAACACUUGGAUGUAAUUCGGUUUAUGCAAUGCUAUGAUUGGAUAUGAUCAGAACUCUUAUUAAUAAUUUAAUAAAUACUUAUUUUAUAUAAUGAAAUAUGAAAGAUUAUGAAUUCAGAAUGUGUUAAUAUUAUUACAUUUAACUUUACCCCCAAAAUAAUGUUAAAAGAAUUUUAAGUUUGACAAGUCAGGCAUUCAGAAAAAGCAAAUGACAGAGUUAAGGUCAUCUAUGCACCAGUAAUUUGAUCCCUUUGUUUGUAGUUAUUAUGAUGUUCACUUCAGUUGUAUGACCAUAUACUAUUUUCCAUAAUCUCCCUGCACCUUCUUCAGUGCAUGGGAUGGAAAGUGCCUGUGGAAUGAGCAACUCUGCUGUAUUUUUUUUAUUGCCAGUCAUUCAGAUGUCAUGCAUUAUAAGCUUCACUCCAUCCAAACCCCAUACUAGUUAAAGAAUUAUUUCAUUCCUGGUCUUUUCUGUGGUGUUUUGAUUGUAAUCUCUUAAAUCUUAAUAAAUAUUAGUCAAAGUAUUUUAGCACUCCUGUCACGUGACGAGGCAUUAUCUCCAUUUUAUGCAUGGGGAACAAAGGCAUAGAGAUUAAAUAAAAAAAAUUAAGUCUUGGGCCUCUGUGUGUGUGUAAUAUAACACCCACAAACAUGCACACAUGUACACUUGAUAUACUCAGAGCAGAGGCGCCUCAUUUGGAGAUGCGAGUGUUCAGCACUUCUAAAAAUCAGACCCCAGGUAUUGCAAGUUGAAUGUUAAAUCAGAAACAUGGGAUGGCUCUGAAAGCUUCUGUUUAUGUAAUUUACCCAGUAAUGCUUUUGAGCAGAGAUUAGAAUCCAGUUUGCCAGUCAUUUAUUGCCAUAAACAUGAUACAACCCUUUAACUUCAAGCAGCUCAGUGCCAUAUUCACCACACACUUUCUCCUUUCUGUAGAAAAUGAACAGGGAUCUUUCAGUGGCUUAAUUUUCUGAAUCUCUAUGGUUCAUUCCAUUCUAUCCAUUACACUGUCAUUUGGAAAAGGUAGUAUUUGAUCAUGAGUUUUUUUUCCCCCAGAGAGAAGGCCAGUGUUGAAAGAAAGCCCACUUAAUUUAUAACUGCGAUAAUGGAUGUUCCACGCCAUUCUUUUUUUCGGUACUGAGUGUAAAACUUCUUUGUAUUCUUUUAUAUAUUUCAUAAUCUGUUCUCGUGGGACAAUUUUAGCUCUAAGCCAGAUUGUCUUCGCAAACAACAAGGCACCAAUUUGUGGUUUUUCCCUUUUAAUCCAUUUUUUAAAAUAUAAUUAUUUUCUCAUUCCAUAGCAUCAUUUCACAAUUUGCCAUUAAAAAUGUGGUAUGUUUUUCCUCAAGGCUUUCAUGUUUGACAAUAAUGCAAAUAUCUCCUAAAAUUCAGUAAAGACACAGGAAAUCUUCCUGUAACCUAAAAUGAGAAUAAAUUGGAAUAAUCUUAUUUUUUUAUGCAUAUCUGAGUUUACUUGCUACUAAGUAAUUUUUAACUUGGGAAAACAACUUAUUUUUUUCAAACAUUGUUCUAGGACAUAGAAGAACAAUUUUACCUGAAAUGUCUGUGUUUCCUAAAAUUCCCUGAAACUUUAAAAAAAAAGUUUCCUUAGACAAACUAAUUUUUAUAUUGUGAAAUCUAUUUUCAUACUCUUUCAUACUUCCCAAUUUUGCCAUUCAAUUAUCCUGUAUAGUGUAAGAAAUGUUAAUUUUUCAGUCAUCUUAUGAUUUAUUUCAUUGGAUGCCAGAAAAACUACCCUCUUCAGGAAGAUGACCACUAAAAUGGAUUAAGUAGGCAGAUAACUCUUUUGGCAGCUUAUCCCCAUAGUGUACCAUGUGUGUUUGUGUGUGCACAUGUGCACACCCACACAUGUGCAUGUGCAUGUGCCUGCUGUUAUUGCUAAGUUGAGAGAGGAAUAUGGUGAAUCCAGUUAACUGUAUGUAUUUCCCUGUCUAUCAUUAGUAGCUUGAUAAACCUACCAAGCAAAAAAAGACUAGAAAGCAGAGAAUUUUCAGCCUUUUUUUAAUGUCUCCGUGCUGUCCCAGUUUCUGAACUCAUUCUGGGAUUCAGUGUCCAGCUUCUCUGAAGCUUGAAGUUGAGGUGUUUGCUAGCAGUACACUGCAUAGCUGGUUUUGAUUUUUCUUUUUAGUGUUAUUAGCCCAAUUCAGUUUACCUGAUUGCCUCAAGGAUGGGCAGUGGAUGAAAACCGUUGUGAUGUGAUAUUUAUCUUUUUACAAAUAGUAAAUAAAUAUGUUACUGUUUUGAAAUGCUA